Molecule: messenger RNA, 4479 nt
Organism: Centruroides sculpturatus (bark scorpion)
Lineage: Eukaryota; Metazoa; Arthropoda; Arachnida; Scorpiones; Buthidae
Product: amidophosphoribosyltransferase-like
Exons: 8
Coding region: 135-1685 (516 amino acids)
Biological process (GO): purine nucleobase biosynthetic process; purine nucleotide biosynthetic process
Molecular function (GO): amidophosphoribosyltransferase activity
Source: RefSeq, a predicted model, not a curated record
AUUUUUUCGUUAACAUGAGUUUUAGUACUGCCCUCUACAGGUGAAUUCUAAGUAAGAUCCCACGUGGGUUUAUUCGCGGUUUUUUUACCUGUGUUUGAUUUCAUGUUUACGAUUUAAUUUUGUUUACACAUUCUAUGGAUGAGUUACAGGAAGCUUGUGGAUUAUUUGGUUGUAUGUCGACUGGAGAAUGGCCCACAAAUGUCGACGUCGCUCACAUUAUACACAUUGGCUUGAUUGGUCUUCAACACAGAGGUCAAGAGAGUGCUGGAAUAGUAACAUCAAAAGGAGACAAUACCAAGAAAGUGUCAGUUCACAAAGGAAUGGGAUUAGUUAACAGCGUUUUUAAAGAAGACGAUCUCAUGAAACUUAAAGGUAAUCUGGGAAUCGGACAUACGAGAUAUUCAACACAUGGUGCUUCCGAGCAUCAGAACAUUCAACCUUUUGUUGUUCAUACAAAACAUGGGUUAUUGGCUCUGGCUCAUAACGGACAACUUGUAAAUGCUAAAGUUUUGAGAGAAAAGAUAUUGAGUCAAGGUGUUGGGUUGUUUACUGCAUCAGAUAGUGAACUAUUGACGCAGUUGCUUAGUAUGCCUCCUCCCGGAGGAGAACCUGAAGGACCAAAAUGGCCCGAAAGAAUUCAGCAGUUGAUGUCCAUAACUCCUACUGCAUAUUCUUUACUUAUUAUGUGUGAUGACACAAUUUAUGCUGUGAGAGAUCCAUACGGAAAUAGACCACUGUGCCUCGGAACAUUGAUUCCGGCGGGUAGUAAUUGUGACGAAAACAAAUUAGAAGAAAUUGACGGAUGGGUAGUUUCAUCCGAAUCGUGCUGCUUUCCUUCUGUUUCUGCUAAAUUUUUACGUGAAAUAGAACCCGGAGAAAUUGUUGAGAUCACGAAACAUGGACCGAAAUCCGUUGGCAUAGUUAAAAGACCAAAUGAUUCUGCUCCAGCAUUUUGUAUAUUUGAAUAUGUUUACUUUGCUAGACCAGAUAGUUUUUUGGAAGGUAGAAUGGUUUAUGGAGUUCGUGAAGAAUGUGGUCGCCAGCUUGCCAUAGAAGCUCCCGUUAAUGCUGAUUUAGUGAGCACAGUUCCAGAAUCAGCAACUCCAGCUGCUUUGGGAUUUGCUCAACAGUCUGGACUUCCAUAUGUUGAAGUUUUGUGUAAGAACAGAUAUGUGGGAAGAACGUUCAUUCAACCUACAGCACGUCUAAGAAAGCUUGCCGUUGCCAAAAAAUUUGGACCUCUCAGAGAUAAUUUUUAUGGAAAGCGAAUAGUAUUGAUUGAUGAUUCUAUAGUACGUGGAAACACGACUGCAGCCAUUAUCAGCUUAUUAAAAAAGGCAGGAGCAAAGGAAGUUCACAUCAGAAUUGCAUCUCCGCCACUUCAUUAUCCGUGCUACAUGGGCAUUAACAUUCCGACAAAAGAAGAGUUGAUUGCAAAUCGACUAAAUCCAGAACAGUUAGCCAAUUAUUUGAAAGCCACGAGUCUCGUCUACUUAUCUGUUGAAGGUCUCGUCAGCGCGGUUCAGAGAGGAAUCUCAAAGAAUAAUGAAAAAGAAAUAGGUCACUGUACUGCAUGUCUAACUGGAAAGUAUCCCGUAGAAUUAGAAUGUGUAAUAAAGUGGAUUUCUGUGAAGCAGACUUAUGAAGGUGAGCCAAAAAGCUUGAAAACAUUGGCAAUAGAGUAAUUUUAUUAGUUUUUCUUUGCAAAUAAAGAUUGCUGAAUUAUAGAAAUAAAUUUUUUAGAUACAGUUUCUUCUUUUGUAGAAGGUUUCUUGUAACAUUUUAAAUUAAAUAACUGAGAAUUUAGUCAGUUGUUACAAUGUUAGAAUUGCAUUUAUUUUGAUAAUCACAAUAUUUUUUCAAAUUAAUUUUAUUUAUUAGAGAAAUUAUGUAUUAAUUUUACCAAGCUAUUCUCUGUGAUGGAAUGUUUUAUAAAGUGCCUUAUUUGAAAUGUUUAAUUUUCAUUUGUAACAAUAAUUUCUGUUAUAUGAUUAUUGUAUUAUUGUAUUUAUGUAGAAGAGUAUUAAGAUGUCACAAUUUUAUCAAACACUAAUCAAAAUUUACUUAUAAUUAACCUUAGUCAAGUAGUUAUGUUCUAGUGUUAUUAGUCAUUCAAGUUGCGAGAUGCUUUCUGUGUUCUUUGUCAUAAUUUAUUAUUUGCAGAACAAGUAUAUUAAUAUAUUAGUGUCAAAUAUUAUUUUGUGUAAUAAUCGUAAAGGAUUAUUGCAUGAGAAGAUAAAUUCCUAUCCCAAUUUUUUGCAUUUUCUUAUCGGUUUUAUAGUAUCGGAUACGCUUAAUAUAAUUAUAUCAUUCUUUUGGUUUAUGUGUUCAAUAUUGCUUAUUUUAUAUGUGGCAACAAUGUCAUAUAAGCAAAAUUUGUCUUAAAAUGUUGCAAAAGUUUUGUCUACAUAAGUAUUUGUUGCUGUUACAAAAACUUAGUUACACUAUAAUCACUUUUACAUAAGUACUUCAUAUAUGGGACCAUCUUUUGAAUAGUUUACUAUGGUUUGUUCAACUUAGCUAGGUGCUUGAAAUUUUUAAUAAACAAUUAAAAUAUCAUAAAAAAUUUUAAUUAUGGGGAUUUGUGCAGGAGCUUUGUUUAAAUAAAUUUAAAUUCUUCUAUACAUUAAUAUUGUUACAUCGCAUCCUCGUCACUGACCAAAUACAAGAAAGAUUAGCACUUCCACUGGCAUUAUGCUUUGUAUGCUGCUUGGUAAUCAUUUUACACCUGUUUUAGUUCUCUUGCAUAAUGUUAUUUUUUAUUAUAGAAGUGUAUCUUUCUCCUUUUUAUACUUCUGUCUUUAGCUUUGUUUGUGCUUUAUGUAGGGUCACUUUUUUUAUCAAUUGUCUUCAUUCCUUUCUUUUGUUUUCAUCCUCUCCAACUGACCUUUCUCCAUUUUAUAUAUGGAUCAAAAUUCAAUUUUUGCAAGCAUGUAAUUCAAUCCCAAAUUGUGCAAUUAAAUGUAACUUGAGUUUUACUUGAGCAAAGUUUAAUUAUGUAUAGCUUGAGUAGAACUAUAGAAAAAUACACCUAUCAUAUUUAUUCUAAUAAACAGCAAACAGUUUAAGAACUGUUCUGUUUAUUAGAGGGCAUCUAUUAUUUCUGUUCUUUGGGAAUUGGGUACAAUUAUUAAUCGAAGGUAACUUUUUUCACCUUAUUAUUACUUAAACAACAACACAGAAUACAACUCACUGUCAAAGUAUUAGAUCAUCCUUCAAAAAUAUUGAUUUUGUUGUUUUGAUUACAUAUAACUUUUUUCAGUUGUUUUACAAUUUUCCUUUAUUUUUUUCCUCAAAAUUCAAUAUUUAUUUAACAGAAAAAAUUCACACAAUAGAAUUUUAAUGUGUUUUGACAUCAGAAAAAAAUUAAAUUAUUUUUCAUGUAUGAGACAAAAAUUUUAGAUUGGCAAAAUUCCCGAACAAAAAUAUUAGACCACAGUUUUUUAAAUUCUUGUAGGACCACCUAUGGCUUUUAUUAAAGCUGCAAUUUAUUUUGGCAUUUGAUCUACAAGAUAUUGACACUCAUUUGGUAUAAUUUCAUUUCCAACAUAUGUUAAUAUUCAAUAUCAAUUCCUCCUUGUUGGACAGUUUUGUUUCAGAUAUUUUUUCUUCACUAAAUACCAUAAAUUUUCAAUUGGAUUCAUGUCAGGACUUUGGUGGCCAAUCUAUAAUCCUGAUAUUGUUUUAUAACAACUUCAGUGGCAAGAAACAUUGUCAUUUUGAAAAAAUAUUCACUGUCUCCAAAUAUUUUCUUAAUAGAUGGAAUAGAAAAAUAAUUUAAAGUAUCUUUAUGUACAUCACUGUUUACAUUACCAUUGAAAAUGUAAACUUUGUCGUUUCCACUUGCAGACGUACAAUCCCAAAUCAUUACGCUGAGUGGAAAUUUCACAUUUUUACUUUAGGCAUGCUUUGUUAAACAUUUCUUCCGGUUGCCUCCCCAAUUUUCUUCCGACAUUGUCAUGACAUCCCAAACAAAUCAGACAUUCAUCUGAGAAAACUACCUUCUUCCAGUCGUCGGGAUUUUGGUCUUUAUAUUUUUUGGCCCAGUUUCAUCGGUUUGGGUGUAAUCAUUGGUUUAGUUUUUACUUUUUUGGAAUGGUAACCCAUAUAAGCCAAACAUUUAAUAACUGUUCUUGAAGACACUUGGACUCCAAAUUUCUCCACUUUUUUUACAAAUAUUCUGAAGAGUUUUGUCUUCUAAUUUUGAUGAUUUUCUAGGUUGUCAGAACAAUGUUUUUGACAUAUCCAGAUAACUUAAAUUUUCUAAUAUUUUGAACUCCAGUUUUACUUACAUUUAGUAGUGUUGCAAUUCUUCUCUGAGACAUGUUUUCGUUGAAUAAUGAUAUUAUUUGAAGUUCUAAAUUACAGUAAUACCUCGAUUUAAGCUAUCCCGACUUAUGCGAACCCGGAGUUACGUGAUUUUCAAAUCUCGUCGAUUCCUCUUUUGUUUGAGCGCCACGCAACUCUCGAUUACUCACU